CAUAAAUCGUCGCAAAGCUUAGCUCCUCAAGUGAUUCCUCUCUCUAUUUAAUCCAGAACCCAAAACUCGGUCCUCAACUCACACAUAACGCACCACGACUCAGUGCUCACUCACUCCCAUGGAACUCCUAUCACAAUCAUCAAUCAAGCCUUCAUCACUCCAACCUCAACCUCAAUCAGCAGCCGUUGUUUUUGUAGAAAUCUGAACAAGUCUCUUCUUUUUUCUCUUCGGUUGACUUUUAUUGUUUUGUCAAUGACUCAGAUGGCUCGUUGGUCGUUUCAUGGGAUUCUGGCUUUUGUUUCGCUUCUAGUCUUCUUAACGCAUGGGGUUUACGCGAGUGAUGGUGAUGCUGAUCCGAUUUACAAGGCUUGUGUGGAGCAGUGUGAGAAAACUGGAUGUGUAGGGGAAAAAUGCUUCCAACACUGUAAAUUCUCGUCUGAUGGGAAGCCAGUGGGUGGGCCAUGGUAUCUACAAGAGCCACUGUAUCUGCAGUGGAAACAAUGGGACUGUCGUAGUGACUGCCAAUACCAUUGCAUGCUUGUCAGAGAGGAAGAGAGAGAGAAACUCGGUGGCAAGCCUGUCAAGUAUCAUGGGAAAUGGCCAUUUCACCGUGCUUAUGGCUUUCAGGAACCUGUUUCUGUUGCUCUCUCUGCACUCAAUCUUGCCAUUCAGUUUCAUGGUUGGGUAUCCUUUUUCAUCCUAAUAUACUAUAAGUUGCAACUGACACCAAGUAAGAAGACUUACUAUGAAUAUACUGGCUUGUGGCACAUCUAUGGAAUCCUAUCGAUGAACUCGUGGUUCUGGAGUGCUGUUUUCCACAGUCGAGAUGUUGAGUUGACCGAGAAACUAGAUUGUUCAUCUGCUGUGGCAUUACUAGGGUUUUCCCUUAUUCUAGCAAUACUACGAGCUUUCAGCAUGAGAGAUGAGGCUGCCAGGGUCAUGGUCUCUGCUCCAAUAAUUGCAUUUGUUACUACACAUAUCUUAUAUCUGAACUUCUACAACCUGGAUUACGAUCUAAACAUGAAAGUUUGUGUGGCCAUGGGUGUAGCUCAACUUCUCAUUUGGGCAGUCUGGGCCGGUGUAACUAACCACCCAUCCCGGCUCAAGUUGUGGGUGGCAGUUGUUGGAGGCGGCCUUGCCAUCCUGUUGGAAAUAUACGACUUCCCGCCUUACCAGGGAUUUGUGGAUGCUCAUGCUCUCUGGCAUGCCACUACCAUCCCACUCACAUAUCUUUGGUGGAGCUUUGUGAAGGAUGAUGCUGAGUUUAGAACAUCAAGUCUCCUCAAGAAAGCAAGGUAGAAUUUCUCUACCCGGUGCCUGUGGUAAAUGGAUGAUGGACAGCACCGAUCGCUUUACAUACCUCUCUGUUGAACAACUAUAAUGCACCUCCUUGUGUAUACCUUUUUCCCAAAUGCUUUGCAUUUGCUGGUCCUUUCAUCUGUACUUCAAUUGGUGAUCAUUGGAUUAUUUCAAAAUGUGGUAUAGAAUCUGUAACAAAAUUCAAUGUUUAGAUCUCUGUACCUUUUUUUCAUUUUAUUUUUUGUCUAAAGAAACUGGGGUAACCUAAUUUUUGUGUAAAUUGUGUUUUCUGUUAAUAGAUAUGGUGGGUUUCUUCUUU
Messenger RNA from Populus trichocarpa (black cottonwood), 1618 nucleotides. RefSeq lists its product as uncharacterized. Bases 253 to 1299 code for a protein of 348 amino acids. Gene Ontology annotation, molecular function: hydrolase activity, acting on ester bonds. Gene Ontology annotation, cellular component: endoplasmic reticulum membrane. The transcript has 5 exons. The record is from RefSeq and is a predicted model, not a curated record. Gene Ontology annotation, biological process: GPI anchor biosynthetic process. NCBI's taxonomy places the organism in Eukaryota, Viridiplantae, Streptophyta, Magnoliopsida, Malpighiales, Salicaceae.